Naumovozyma castellii is the source of this 1293-nucleotide messenger RNA. It is a transcript of the gene ECM18, whose product is annotated as alpha/beta hydrolase family protein. The coding region runs from base 1 to 1293 and encodes 430 amino acids. The record is from RefSeq and is a predicted model, not a curated record. The transcript has a single exon. NCBI's taxonomy places the organism in Eukaryota, Fungi, Ascomycota, Saccharomycetes, Saccharomycetales, Saccharomycetaceae.
AUGUAUCAUGUCCCUGGAAAACAGUGUAUUAGGUUGUUACAUGUGACUCAAGCAAUCUCCCGAGAGAGGAGUUUGGAGGCAAGAAUUAUUAGUCGAGUUCUUCUUUCUCCUGAUCAAGCAAAUGGUGCGACACAAAAGAGGGUGUCCACAUUGAAACUUUGGCUGUCAGUCUUAAAGAAGUCCUAUGACCCGGAAAGAUGUCUUGCUGAGAAACAAAAUGAAUUAAUGGAAAAUAUCCAUGUUGCAGGAACGAAGGAGAAUACUAUGAUAGAUGGCGUGUUAAAUCAAUGGAGUUUCCAUAAUUCAAGUGCCACUGCAGUUACCACUCCGACAUUACUUCUCCAUGGAUAUGCGGCAUCGUCCCUGUGUUUUUUUAGGACAUUUGUGCCUUUAUCUCGAUCCAUCAAGAAUUUAUAUGCUACAGAUCUUCCUGGAAAUGGCCUUUCAAAAAAUAAAUCUUUCUUUUCUGUCAUGUAUGGGAACGAAUAUAUGAAAGUGAAGUAUGAAGAAAAUAACAAGUUUUCAAUCAAAUAUUUAAAUUCUUUGAAAGACCAAACAAAUUCAAUAAAACAUAGCGAAGAUUAUUAUAUAGAUGCCAUACGGGAAUGGCAACUUUCGAAUAAUCUACCGAAGAUUAACUUAGUAGGACAUUCAUUUGGGGGAUAUCUUUCGUUCAAGUAUGCGCUAAGAUAUCCUGAUAAUGUUAACAAGCUUUGUCUGGUCUCUCCAUUAGGUGUCGAAAGUAAUCUUUAUUCAGUCAAUAAUUCACUAAAAGAGAAUUAUUUGUAUGAUGUUGAUUACAGUGAUCCUAAGUCUAGUUAUUAUUCAAGGAACUUUGCAAUACCUAAAUCUUUAUUUGAAGGCCAAUUCGGAAUUCUUAGAUGGAUGGGUCCCAUAGGAGCUCGGGUAUGUUGGAAUUACAUAUUGUCAUCAUAUAAAAGAGUUCCAUCCAUGAAAUAUAAAGAGUACCUAUUCCAUUUAUUGUUUGGGAAUGCCAAAAAACUUGUGACAUCUGCCAAAACAUUUACGAAUUUAUUUACCAGGAAUCUUCUUGCGAAAGAUCCCAUUAUGGAUUCAAUUGAGAAAUUGCAAUGUGAGAAGCUUAUGGUAAUGUAUGGACAACAUGACUGGAUGAACAAAUAUGCUGGAUAUUGUUUAAUUGCUAAAUUGAACAACUAUCGUUCAACUAAAGAUGCCGGUUAUUUUACAGAAAUCCCUGAGGCUGGUCAUAAUUUAAUUUUGGACAAUCCUGAUCGUUUUUCAUCGUCAUUAAUAUCCUUUUUAUCGAAGUAA